Messenger RNA from Nicotiana tabacum (common tobacco), 1556 nucleotides. RefSeq names its product GPN-loop GTPase QQT2-like. Lineage: Eukaryota; Viridiplantae; Streptophyta; Magnoliopsida; Solanales; Solanaceae. Gene Ontology annotation, molecular function: GTPase activity. The record is from RefSeq and is a predicted model, not a curated record.
AAACGAACAUAUCUCACUGUAAUAAGCGACAGUUUGAGGAGCUUGCGCUUGGUUUCUUCCUCAAAAUUUCUACCGCUGCUCGCAAUUUCCCUUGUUUCUUUUAGUCUUCUCUCUUCCUGGACAGUUUAUUCGCCUUGAUUGUACAGUAUAAGAUAUCCUGAAUGGAGAUUGAUUCAAAGGUACCAGAAGAGGCAGAGGGUUCAAUGCAAGUUGACAGUAAGGUUCAGGGGAAGGAUGACAUAUCUAACUCGAUGAAAAAGCUUAAUAUCGAGGGGUCAUUCUCCACUUUCAAGAAAAAGCCAGUCAUUAUCAUAGUGGUUGGGAUGGCUGGUAGUGGAAAAACAACAUUUCUCCACCGACUUGUUUGCCACACAAUGGCAUCCAAUAUGCGGGGUUAUGUAUUGAACCUUGAUCCUGCCGUCUUGACCCUUCCAUUCGGUGCAAAUAUUGAUAUUAGAGACACUGUUCGAUACAAGGAAGUCAUGAAGCAAUUCAAUCUUGGGCCAAAUGGAGGAAUUCUCACUUCGCUCAACUUGUUUGCCACGAAGUUUGAUGAGGUGAUAUCAGUCAUUGAAAAAAGAGCAGACCAGUUGGACUACGUUCUCGUGGAUACUCCUGGACAGAUUGAGAUAUUCACUUGGUCUGCCUCUGGCGCAAUCAUAACUGAAGCUUUUGCAUCUACUUUUCCCACUGUGGUGACAUAUGUGGUUGAUACACCACGGUCUGAAAGUCCAGCUACUUUUAUGAGCAAUAUGCUGUAUGCAUGUAGCAUCCUGUACAAAACAAGGUUGCCAUUGGUAUUGGCAUUCAACAAGACAGAUGUGGCUAAUCAUCAGUUUGCUUUGGAGUGGAUGAAAGAUUUUGAGGUGUUCCAUGCGGCACUAGAUGCUGACAGUUCUUACACAUCAACUCUGACUCGAAGCCUCUCUCUUGCACUUGAGGAGUUCUACAAGAAUCUCAGAUCUGUUGGAGUGUCUGCAGUUUCAGGGGCUGGGAUGGAGGACUUUUUCAAGGCAAUUGAAGCCAGCGCUGAGGAGUACAUGGAAACUUACAAGGCUGACUUGGACAAGAGACGGGAGGAGAAGCAACAAUUAGAGGAAAGACGCAGAAGGGAGAAUAUGGAAAAGCUGAGAAAAGAUAUGGAGAAAACCGGAGGACAAACUGUAGUACUGAACACUGGUUUGAAGGAUGGAGAAGAUAAGGGCAAGGCUAUGAUGGAUGCCGAGGAUGAAGAGGAAGAAGAAGAUGAUGACAUCAAGAUUUUUAGUGAGGAUGAUAACGGUGACAUAGACGAGGACGAAGAUGAAGAAGUUGCUGGCUUUUCAUUUUAAGAUUGUACAUGGUGUCUUUUGUGAAACACUACCUGUAUAGGACUGAUCAAAGUGCUAAACCCAAAACUGAGGGACACAAUCGAAUUCACUUCCUGUAAAUGUGACUUGGCCAGUGGUUGCAUUUGAUGUUAUCAUUACAUAGUUUAAGAGUUAGGUUUAUCUUGAUUUGUGGAUUUGCUCAUGGAAAUCCUUGCUUGGUAAUGAUUCUCUACUGAGUUACCUUUC